CGUAUCUGCGCCAGUGCGCCGGCGAAAGUGUUACGAAAAAAUACGAGUUUGUUCAGUUGAAAAUGAAGAUUUAAUGUACUGUUUGCGUUUCUGUGGCCGGCUGUCAUUCAAAGAGGAUUUUGGUUGGCGCAUAUAAAAAUCCGAUUUAAAAUAAAAUUGCCACGCGGAUGGUUAAUUGAAAUAUUGUGACAAAAAUAUAAAAACCGAUUAAACAAAUAUUGCGCAGCUUUAAACAUACUGAUAUUUAAAGUGAUUGAAGAAAAGCAAAAAGUCUUUGUGACUUAACAAAAAAUACUACAAAGAGAAAAAGUUGAUUGGGAAAAAAUAUAUAAUACGUAAAUGUACGUGAAAAAGUGCAAUAAUAAAUAACAUUCAAAGUUUUGCAACAAAGUUGGCAACCCAUAACAACGUUCUGGCCGGGAGUGCUCGCAAAUUAGCAGCCACAUCAAUUUCAGCGCGGCGAGUCAAACUUAAUUAAAACGCGUGUUGUUGGCCAGACACAUUUUUCGGUGGCUGUCGAGACUUAAUUGAAAUUUAACCAAACGCUGGUGCCGGGAAACAAAUGCGUUGGCCCUCGUCCUGUCCUUCAGGCUGUUGUGCCGGGCCAAACUGCUGAUGUCCUUGCCGCACUGAUCGCCCACCGUAUUGCACAGGGCACUACCAUGCAACUGCAACAGCAACUGCUGCUGCUCGCGUUGAUGUUGCUGCUGCAGCAGCAGCAGCAACCAUUGCUGGUGAGCAGUCAGUACCAGCAGCAAUUAGCCGGGGUGUCCGAUGAUGGGAGGUCGAACAGCACCGCAUUAAGCGACAAUUUAAAUUCAGCGCUAUUACCUGGAAAAACUGUAAAAGCCACUGAGCGACAGAUGAGAGCUGCAGAUGAAGUGGCAGCCGCACCCGCACCCGCACCCACACCCACACUCGCGGCCAAGUUGCAAGUGACACCUGCCAACCAAAUACCUUCGAGCAGGACGCCCUCGGUGCUCCUUGAUGCUUCGGGAUCAGCAGCACAUUCUCCGGAAUCAUUGGCCACCGGAAACCAGUCGGUGAAACAAAGCGAACUCAAGAGGAUGGGGUAUGCUGCAACUCUAGACGCAAUCACAACAGCAACUGCAAUUCCAGCAUCAGCAGGUGUGUCAGCAACAGCAGCAGCAGCAGUGACUGCUGUAGAAGCAACUACAGCAGCAACAUCUCUGUCACCCGAGCAACACAAGCUGCUGCCACGUCCAACAGCUGGACAAAUAGCACGGGUAAAUGUACCAGCCACAAUAGAAAAACAGAUUGCACCAGCAGUGAUUUCGAGCCAAAUAAACAUGGCAAUAUUGCCGGCGAAAACUAAGCGCAUGGCGUCGCAAAUGGCCAACAGGAGUGCCGACGGAGGCGGAAUAGAAUUGAAUACGGAUGUCGCAAUAAGCCAUGACUAUGUAAAUGCCACAGAGGCGUGGCCAGCGGUGCCGACAACUGCCAAUAUAGCAUCGAUGGUAGCGAUGGCAGCCACAUCGACCAUAUCGCCGGCACCCACGCCCCGCCUACUGGGUUCAGGCAGCGUGGCCCAGAUCUUGGCCAAGUCCCUGGACAGUCCGCCCCCGUCCGCCACCUCGUCCUCCGGCUGGCCAGUUAAGCACGCCGCCGUGCUCGAGGGCGACGUCAUCCUGGGCGGCCUGAUGAUGGUCCACUCGCGCGAGGACAGCAUCACCUGCGGCCCCAUCAUGCCGCAGGGCGGCAUCCAGGCCCUGGAGGCGAUGCUCUACACCCUGGACCAGGUCAACAAGCACCAGUUGCUGCCGAACGUCACGCUGGGCGCCCAUCUGCUGGACGACUGCGACAAGGACACCUACGGCCUGGAAAUGGCCGUCGAUUUUAUCAAAGGAUCCAUCAGCAAUAUUGACGAUGCGGAAUAUCAUUGCAACAAGACGCAAGUGCGGAAGGUCAUUUCGGGGGUGGUCGGCGCCGCCUCCUCGGUCACAUCAAUACAAGUUGCCAAUUUACUGCGGCUAUUUCGAAUUCCCCAGGUAUCCUACUUCUCGACCAGCCCCGAGCUGAGCAACAAACAGCGGUUCGAGUACUUUUCCCGCACGAUUCCCUCGGAUCACUACCAGGUGAAGGCUAUGGUCGAGAUUGUCAUGCGGAUGGGUUGGAGCUACGUCUCCAUUAUCUACGAGGAAAGCAAUUACGGCAUCAAGGCUUUCGAAGAGCUGGAGGAGCUCCUGGCACGGCACAACAUUUGUAUUGCCAUCAAGGAGAAGCUGGUAAAGGAUUCGGGAGUGGCCGAGGACAUCGCGUACGAUAAUAUCGUGCAGAAGCUGUUGACGAAGCCGCGGGCCCGAGGGGCCAUUAUUUUUGGCUCGGACCAGGAGGUGCGGCAAGUGAUGAGGGCAGUGCGGCGGGCAAAUGCAACCGGUUCCUUUUCGUGGAUCGGAUCCGACGGCUGGAGUGCCCGAAAUUUGGUAUCAGACGACUACGAGCCGGAGGUGGAAGGCACGCUGUCUGUGCAGCCGCAGGCGAACCCAGUGCGCGGAUUCGAGGAGUACUUUCUCAGCCUGACGGUGGAAAACAACCAACGUAAUCCCUGGUUUGUGGAAUUCUGGGAAGAUCACUUCCAGUGUCGAUAUCCCGGCAGUACCAGCACUCCAUACAAUAACUACACCAAACAGUGCACCAAAAAGGAGCGGCUUUCAAGGCAAAACACCGACUUCGAGGAUCAAUUGCAGUUUGUCAGCGAUGCGGUCAUGGCAUUUGCCUAUGCCCUGAGGGACAUGCACCGGGACUUGUGCGGCGGAGGGCCUUCGCUCUGCGAUGCCAUGAAGCCGACGAAGGGCGCUGAUUUGCUCAAAUAUUUGCGUAAAGUGGAGUUCGAGGGCCUCAGCGGCGAUGAGUUCCGCUUCGACGGGAACGGUGACGGUCCGGCCCGCUACAACAUCAUCCACUUUAAGCAGUCGCAGGCGGGCCAGUACCACUGGGUAAAGGUGGGCGAGUACACGGAGGGCGAGCUGCGGCUCAAUAUGUCGGAGGUGAAGUUCAAGCGGCUGAGUCCCAAGCCGCCGGAGUCCGUCUGCAGCCUGCCCUGUCUGGUGGGCCAGGCCAAGAAGUACGUCGAGGGCGAGAGCUGCUGCUGGCACUGCUUCAAUUGCACAACCUAUCAAAUCCGCCACCCUGAUGACGAGACCCACUGCAAGCUCUGUAAGCUGGGCACCCUUCCCGACGCCCACAAGCAGUACUGCCGCCCCAUCCCGGAGAUAUAUCUCAAACCUGGCUCCGCCUGGGCCAUUGGCGCGAUGGCUUUCAGUGCGACCGGCAUCCUGGUAACGCUCUUUGUCAUGGGCGUAUUUGUCAGGCACAACGACACACCCAUAGUGCGCGCAUCGGGGCGGGAGCUGAGCUACAUCCUGCUGGCCGGAAUUUUUAUGUGCUACGGUGUCACCUUUGCACUCGUCCUGAAGCCCACCAACAUAGUGUGCGCCAUUCAGCGGUUCGGUGUGGGCUUCUGCUUCACGGUCGUCUAUGCUGCACUGUUGACCAAAACGAAUCGCAUCGCACGGAUCUUUAAAGCGGGCAAACAGUCCGCCAAGCGGCCCUCCUUCAUAAGUCCCAAGUCCCAGUUGGUAAUCUGUGCUUGCUUCGUUAGUGUGCAGAUACUCAUCAACGGCGUUUGGAUGGUAAUUGCACCAUCACAUGCCAUGCAUCAUUAUCCCACACGCGAGGAUAAUUUACUCGUCUGUGACUCCUACAUCGACGCCUCCUACAUGAUUGCGUUCUCGUAUCCAAUCUUCCUGAUUGUUAUUUGCACAGUCUACGCGGUGCUCACACGAAAGAUUCCGGAGGCUUUCAACGAGUCGAAGCAUAUUGGCUUCACCAUGUACACUACCUGCGUGAUUUGGCUGGCGUUUGUGCCGCUCUACUUCGGUACCGCCAACCACGUACCGUUGCGCAUCACCAGUAUGUCCGUGACCAUCAGUUUGUCCGCCAGCGUGACCAUCGCAUGUCUCUUUUCGCCCAAGCUGUACAUAAUACUCAUACGCCCCGAGCGCAACGUGCGCCAGAGCAUGAUGCCGCCGCGGUAUAGCAACAUGCACCGCACCGCCGGAACAGGACCCUCCUCCAUGAUGGCCGCCGCCGUGGUGACCGCCGCCACCUGUGCCCAGGAGGAGAAGAUCCAGAAGCAUAUCACGCCCACGAACACAGAAAACUCUCUAAAGACGAAGAAAUUGUGCGAGAUGGCCACUCAGACGAUAUCCAGCAUAAUCACGUCGCUGGACAUCAAUGCGUACAAUCAAAUACCAUAUGCCGAUCAAUAUGUGCCAAACAAUGCCACAACGGCCACGACCACGCCCACCGAUAAGGGUAGUGGCAACGGCAAUAGCAACAGCAAUGGGAGUAGCAACAGCAACAGCAAUAGCAAUAGCAACAGCAAUGGCAACAGCAAUACCAAUGGCAAUGGCGAUGGCGAUGAGGUAGCAGAGCAAGUGGUGGCCAACAAUAAUAAAAUCAAUCAGAGGCAACAUGGCCAGCCGGUGGUGGCAUUCGCCAUCACAACGGCUAACAAUCACAUAAGCGGCCCAGCAGCGAUCAUAACAACAACAGUGGCAACUGGCGAAACGACAACAGAGGCUCUGGCGGCAACAAUAACAACUCCAUUGGCGGGGGGCAGUGUCACUGAGUUGGAAACCGCAUCCGUGCCGGCCAACAAUGGCCAUGGCAAUGGAAGCCAACGUCCGCCGGUUUUGCAAACAAACUUAUAGCUAAACGCACAGCAAUUGCAGCAGCAGCUGCUGAAGGAGCAGCAGCGACAGCAAGCGGAGUUGCAUCAGCAACAUCAGCAGCAGCAGCAGCAGCAACCUGCAACACAGAGCUCUUCCAGCGAUACCGGCAGCACGGGCAGCAGUAGUGCGGCAAAGAAGCGAGCUGCCAUUCCCGUUUAGGCUGCCAUCAGAGAUUAGAGAUUCCUUGCAACAAUACGUAAGUUGAGUGUCUGUGCAAAGGAGCCAACGAAGGCCGACUCUUUUAAGUGCCUGCCAGGAAGAGACUUUAUUACUGGCAGCCGUGCCACAUAAAUAUUUUUAGUAGCCUCUCGUAAGAUUACAGAACACCAUUUAAAUGGACAUUUUUUAGCCACUUUAUUUCAACUAAAAACUAGCAAAAAAACAUUAGUUUAAUUUGCUUAAGUCAUUUGGUUUAAUAAUUCAAUUUUUAAUUUGAGCGCUUUAACCCAAUUAUUUAUUUCAUUAUUUACUAAGAUGUCAAAAAAUAAUAUACCCUAUUUACUAAAAAAAAACCUUUACUUGAUCAAAUUUAAUUUACAUAUUUUAGCUUAUGAAUUCUAUUUCUGUAUCAUAAGGUGUCCAAAAAAUUUUGCUUUGUUUAUUUAUGCGAAUUAUUUUUUUAUAGUUUGCCAGCAACAAGUUGUAGCUAUGAAAGCUAGUCGGUAAUGAUAAAUGGAGGUCCGAUUUGAGCAGAACCGGAAAAUAUUUGUGUGGCACCUAAGAGUAUAUCCAGAUUCUAACAGACACACUUGAGGCCAGAGUGAACUGACUAAGCAAUGUCCCAAACAAAAGUCCGCUUUUUGAAAAUCUUUCACAAAAUCUUCCCAAUAACCAAUGUGUUUUUCGCAUUUUCAACGUCAGCGUAAAACCAAAAGAUAUACAUUUAACGAUAACUUGUCAUUCUUAAACUAUUAUUAAGCGUUUACCUCUUAAGCUUAUCUAGUUUUCUAAGCGUUGUUUCAAGGCGUUCCGAAAGAAACCAAAAAAGUGAAAAUGUGAUAUAAUUUCAAAAAUGUGUUUUCUACAAACGAAGUAAACUUACAUACUAUUUGAAUAGAACAUGUUAUUCAUAGGCUAAUUAAGGCAAGCACUGUACAGUCAGCACUGGGUAACAAGGGGUUUAUUUUCCAGGGCGCAAAUAUGUUCCAAAAGGGCUGGAAUCCAGCCCCUUUGCAAUGUAGCAGCUAGGUAGAACAAUUACAAUUGCAUUUAUUGUGUUGUUUGAGCCCAUCAACAUGGUAGAUUUAAUUGUUGUCCAACCAAGAUGUACAUAAAUUAGUAAAAUUACGAACAAACUUCUAAUUGUAGUUCAACCUUGAUGUGAAUACAGAUUAAUGUUAAUUGUGUGCAGCUUUCACCUUGAAAUGAGCUAUCUCUUAAAAUGCAUAGUUAAAUGUUUGUUAUAGAACGCAAGUAAUGCAAAUCGUGUCUAGCCAAAUCAUGGGGUACAAAAUAGCGAAAUAUAUUUGUUUUCCGUGUCUGUGUGUUCA
Drosophila gunungcola (fruit fly) is the source of this 6247-nucleotide messenger RNA. Its product is annotated as metabotropic glutamate receptor 2. Gene Ontology annotation, cellular component: membrane. The record is from RefSeq and is a predicted model, not a curated record. The transcript has 18 exons. Lineage: Eukaryota; Metazoa; Arthropoda; Insecta; Diptera; Drosophilidae. Gene Ontology annotation, biological process: G protein-coupled receptor signaling pathway. The coding region runs from base 663 to 4736 and encodes 1357 amino acids. Gene Ontology annotation, molecular function: G protein-coupled receptor activity.